AUGACAUCUCUGAGCUUUGCUGUAUAUCUGACUUGUCUGGUCUUGUGGAGAAAAGGCUUGGGAACUAACUUGCCUGGACAUGUGCAUCAAGACAGUGGUUUCAUGUCAGCUGAUGUUGGUGGCAAUGUGACUUUGCAAUGUUUCUAUCAAAGUAACGUUGCAGCUGUGUUUCUUUGGUAUAAGCAAAGUCUGGGACAGAAACCAAAGCUCCUUUCCCGUUUCUAUAAACACGAUAAAGUCGGAACUUUUAGUGAUGAAUUCAAGAACAAUUCAAGAUUGUCGCUAGAAACCCAAAACGGUAAGAACCACUUGACAAUCUCAGAUUUGCACAUUUCAGAUUCAGCUACGUAUUACUGUGUAAGCUGCAGUUCAUACAAGUUUGAAUUUGGAGAAGGCAUUACAGUCAGUGUGAGAGGUUCAGGCUUGAACAUACAAACUUCAGUGAGGCAGUCGGCAUCUGAGACCAUCCAACCAGGAGACCCCGAGACUCUGAGCUGUACAGUACAUACUGGGACCUGCGAUGGAGAACACAGCGUUUACUGGUUCAGAAAUCAACUAGAAUCUCAUCCAGGACUCAUUUAUACUGACGGAGGCAGGAAUGAUCAGCGUAUGAGGAAACCCAACACACCAACACAAACCUGUGUCUACAAUUUGCCGAUGAAUCUGUCUCAUGCUGGAGCCCACGACUGUGCUGUUGCCUCAUGCCGUCACAUAGUCUUCGGAGACGAUGGGAUGAACUCUAUCAAACAUCUUGUGUUUUUCUUAAGUGGAGCUUUGGCAUUGACCAUUAUCCUGAAUGUUUUAAUGGCUUUCUUAUUGCACAAGAUGAGGAAGAAAAACCCCUGGCAACGUACAGACACAAACCCAAGAUAUUCAGAACCCUCCACUGCUAAUACUGAGGGUCACCAAGAUGCAGACAACCUCCAUUAUGCAGCUUUAAGGGAACACAGGUUCAAUGCAUCAAGAAAACAGAGGGAAGAUACCUCCAAUCAAUGUGUGUACUCUAGUGUAAAGUAG
This is a messenger RNA of Stegastes partitus (bicolor damselfish), 1017 nucleotides long. RefSeq lists its product as uncharacterized. The record is from RefSeq and is a predicted model, not a curated record. Bases 1 to 1017 code for a protein of 338 amino acids. Gene Ontology annotation, biological process: response to bacterium. The transcript is spliced from 5 exons. Lineage: Eukaryota; Metazoa; Chordata; Actinopteri; Pomacentridae.